UCUUGAAUGAUCCGAGUACUGAAAGAGAGAGAGAGAAACUGGGGCCCGGCUUCAGACGCUUCCUUUCCCCUUCGUCUUCGUCUCGGUCGCCCACUCCAGCUCUCCUCUCGACCUGCGCAGGAAUUGGCGACACGAUCAACGACCCAUCUCUCUGCCUGCCCUCGCAAAUCUGCUCCCUCAAGAUGGGGUCUUGCCCUUCGGUGAAGAACAUUCUUGUGCUGGAUUCGGAAGGGAAGCGCGUGGCCGUGAAGUAUUACAGCGAUGACUGGCCCUCUCUGUCCUCCAAGCUGGCUUUCGAGAAGGCAGUCUUCACAAAAACCCAGAAAACGGGUGCGAGAACAGAAGCUGAGAUAGUAAUGUUUGAUGGUCAUAUCGUUGUGUACAAGUUCAUCGGAGAUCUACAUCUUUUUGUAACUGGAGGAGAGGAGGAGAAUGAGCUCAUUUUAGCAUCUGUUCUUCAGGGGUUUUCUGAUGCUGUUGGCCGCCUUCUCAGAAACAAUGUGGACAAAAGGACCGCACUUGAAAACCUGGAUCUUAUCUUUUUAUGCCUUGACGAAGUUGUUGAUGGAGGGAUUGUUCUGGAAACAGAUCCAGGUGUGAUUGCUGAGAAGGUGUCAGGCCAUGGAUUAGAAGGAGCUGGAUCGUUCACUGAGCAGACGAUAAGCCAGGCCCUAGCAACAGCAAGGGAACACUUUGCGAGGUCUCUCCUCAAGUAAUGGCGUGGCAUCCUUGGGGUUGAGUUGUUGACGAUGAACUAGACUCGAACUCUCAUGUUUCCUGCUGUAGAUGAGCACUACAUAGUUUGUGAGGAAGGAACUAGAUUUCUUGAAUCAUUGUAUGUGAGUUGGUGAUCCUUUGCUGUGGUUGUCGACAUAUUGUUACCAGUUUUUUGGUGGAGCUUGACUGGUGAUCAAAGUCUUCGUUAAGAAGGUUAUGCA
Phragmites australis (common reed) is the source of this 938-nucleotide messenger RNA. Its product is annotated as coatomer subunit zeta-3-like. The record is from RefSeq and is a predicted model, not a curated record. Gene Ontology annotation, biological process: retrograde vesicle-mediated transport, Golgi to endoplasmic reticulum; intracellular protein transport; intra-Golgi vesicle-mediated transport. The coding region runs from base 183 to 716 and encodes 177 amino acids. NCBI's taxonomy places the organism in Eukaryota, Viridiplantae, Streptophyta, Magnoliopsida, Poales, Poaceae. The transcript has 6 exons. Gene Ontology annotation, cellular component: COPI vesicle coat.